CGUGAUUACACUGCCUAACUGAUAAGAUAAACUACACAGGUUCGUCGUUAUUAUUGCAGUCCGUUUUAAUUUUAAUGAGAAAAAUGUACUUUUCUCCGGGGCGUGAAGUGUUAGUGAUAAUAUGCGUCCUAGUUUCAUUGAGUUGCGCUCAGAAGGCUGAAGUGGAAAGCGCGCCUUGUGAUAUAUCAAGGAACGAUGACAAUAACCUGACGCUGAACUGUUCGCGGAGGAGCCUGAGUCAUAUUCCCGAAUGGCCUGUGCAAAUAACCAAAAUUGAUAAAGUUUCAGACGCACACGUCCUAAUAACGUUCUUCAACAACACCAUCAGCAAUGUGACGCAGUUACCGGCGCUGCCCGGGCGUAUCGCCAUCAGCUUUAAAGCGAACAGGAUCGUUGAGAUUGAGAAGGAUGCUUUCGGAGACGUGGGACGGCUCGUCUACUUGGAUCUUAGCAAGAAUCUUAUUAAAGGGGACGUCCUCCGAGGGGAGAUAUUCCGUGGGCCGUACAGAGACAACAAGUACAACAACAUUACCCUGGAGACCUUGAACCUCGGCCACAACGAGAUCCACUCUCUGGACAAGGACUUGUUUCAGUACACUCCGAAUCUGACGCGAUUGUAUCUCAACAACAAUCCCAUCGAGAUUCUUGAUCACGUCACCGUCCUCGCUUUGGCAAGCGCCACGAAUUUAGAGGUGUUGGACUUAUCAAAAACGGACAUAGCGACUAUUCCUCUGCACACUUUUAAAGGUCUAACGAAACUGCAGCAGAUCGAUCUGUCCAACAACAAGUUCGUAACUGUCCCAGAGAGCCUCAGCAUCGUCGGGAACAGUCUGAAAUACCUUACAUUCAACAACAAUCCGAUAGUGGAGCUGAAUGAUGAUAGUUUUAUAGGUUUAACAAAGUUGGUAGAAUUGGAAGUCGCUGAAAACGAUUACUUGGACGAGGUAAAACGAAACACAUUCGUCCCGCUCACGAGUUUGAGGGUGCUUCACCUCUGCCACAACGGCAACCUGAGGUAUAUCAGCCGCAGCGCUUUCAGGGGCAUGAAAGACAAGUGGACUUUGAAAGAGGUAUAUCUGGAUGACAACAAUCUUAGUGAACUGUCAACAGACUUGAUGCCAUGGGACAAACUGGAGAUACUGGGUAUGACUGGCAACUCGUGGCUGUGCAACUGUGACCUAGCAAAUAUUGUCACUGCUCAGGGAGCUGGCAAAAAGUUCAAGUUUGGUGAAAUACCUUAUUGUGCAGCACCAAUGAGGCUGAGUGGAGAGUACAUUACCAACAUAACAGUGUCUUUCUGCCCUACCUUUGACAAUACAUUCACAAGCAAAAGAAGUUUUCGUAUUGGAGAUCUGAAACCUAAACAUGUACUAUGGAGCAUCUUUGGGGUCACUGUGGUAGUUGCCAUUGGAAUGGUACUUGGCUGGAUUGUCAAGGCAAUGAAAACAGUCUACAAGAAGAAGAUUAAGAAGACCCAACCUAUUCGGUACAUUAACUUGAAUGAAGAUUCUUCUUUCGCCUAAAGUUGUGAUUAUUAAUUAAAAGAAAAUGUAUUCAAAUCAAAAAUAUUGUUACAUAGAUUUAAAAUAGGUAGAUGUAUUAUCAUUUUUGUAUAGUUAUUAUUAAUUUAUAAUUGUUUGAAUUUCAAAUAUAAUCUAAUUUAGAUGUUACAA
This is a messenger RNA of Ostrinia nubilalis (European corn borer), 1673 nucleotides long. Its product is annotated as chondroadherin. Gene Ontology annotation, cellular component: extracellular matrix. Gene Ontology annotation, molecular function: protein binding. Lineage: Eukaryota; Metazoa; Arthropoda; Insecta; Lepidoptera; Crambidae. The transcript has 8 exons. The record is from RefSeq and is a predicted model, not a curated record. The coding region runs from base 75 to 1523 and encodes 482 amino acids.